AUGUUGGCUCUGACUCCCAUCUUAACCGUGUCUUAUGAAGCCAAGAUUUCAUUCCUUUUCCUUUCUGUCCUGGAGUUUGCAGUGGGGAUUCUGGCCAACGCAUUCAUUGUCUUGGUGAACUUUUGGGACAUGGUAAAAAGGCGGCCAUUGAACCACUGUGACGUUGUACUGCUGUGUCUCAGCAUCACGCGGCUUUUCCUGCAGGGGCUCCUGCUUCUGGACGCUCUUCAGCUCGCCUGCUUCCAGAAGAUGGAAGACCCACUGAGUCACACCUACCAAGCCAUCCUCACUCUCUGGAUGAUCGCAAACCAAGUGAGCCUCUGGCUCGCUGCCUGCCUCAGUCUCCUCUACUGCUUCAAGAUCGUCCGUUUCUCUCACCCCUUCCUCCUCCACUUAGCAAGAUGGGUCUCCAGGAGGUUUCUCCAGAUGUUUCUAGUAGCUUUACUUUUCUCCUGCAUUUGCACUGUGCUCUGUUUGUGGGACUUUUUUAGCAGAUCUUACUCCACAGUCACCUCCGUGUUACCCAUGAACAACACAGAAUUUAAUUUGCAAAUUGCAAAACUCAAUUUCUUUUAUUCAUUCAUCUUCUGCAAUGUGGGGACUAUACCCCCUUCUCUAGCUUUCCUGGUGUCCUCUGGAGUGCUGUUUGUCUCUCUGGGAAGUCACAUGAGGGCUAUGAAGUCCCAAACCAGAGACUCCGGUGACCCCAGCCUUGAGGCCCAUAUCAGAGCCAUCGUAUUUCUGGUCUCCUUCCUCUGCUUCUAUGUGGUGUCUCUCUGCGCUGCUUUGAUCUCUGUGCCCUUACUGGUGCUGUGGCACCACAAGGGAGGAGUGAUGGUUUGUAUCGCCAUGAUGGCGGCUUGCCCUUCGGGACACGCAGCCUUCCUUAUAUCAGGCAAUGCCAAGCUGAGAAGAGCCAUAGAGACCAUGCUAUUCUGGUUUCAAAGCAGCCGAAAGGUGAGAAGAGUCCACAAGAAACUUCCCAGGACACUCCGAUAA
Molecule: messenger RNA, 999 nt
Organism: Psammomys obesus (fat sand rat)
Lineage: Eukaryota; Metazoa; Chordata; Mammalia; Rodentia; Muridae
Gene: Tas2r38
Product: taste 2 receptor member 38
Exons: 1
Coding region: 1-999 (332 amino acids)
Biological process (GO): sensory perception of taste; detection of chemical stimulus involved in sensory perception of bitter taste; G protein-coupled receptor signaling pathway
Cellular component (GO): membrane
Molecular function (GO): G protein-coupled receptor activity; bitter taste receptor activity
Source: RefSeq, a predicted model, not a curated record